Messenger RNA from Pelmatolapia mariae (spotted tilapia), 968 nucleotides. RefSeq names its product SUB1 regulator of transcription b (gene sub1b). Lineage: Eukaryota; Metazoa; Chordata; Actinopteri; Cichliformes; Cichlidae. The record is from RefSeq and is a predicted model, not a curated record. Gene Ontology annotation, molecular function: transcription coactivator activity; DNA binding. Bases 135 to 512 code for a protein of 125 amino acids. Gene Ontology annotation, cellular component: transcription regulator complex; nucleus. The transcript has 5 exons. Gene Ontology annotation, biological process: positive regulation of transcription initiation by RNA polymerase II.
UACAGGAGUUUGCUGUGAGGACCCCGAGUGAAGAAGAGGAAGAUGCGCGCCCUCGAAAACAUUCUCGCGUUGGAAAAAUCGGUUAGCUUUCCGCUUCCUGUCAAGAGAUCCAGGCGCUCCGUCAGAUAAUAAGAAUGCCCAAAUCAAAGGAAGUGCUGUCUUCCACAUCUGGAAGUGACUCCGACAGUGAAGUGGAGACAAAGGCAAAGAGAAAGAAGCCAAGUGCCCCGGAGAAACCAGCCAAGAAAGCAAAGAGUGGAGAGAGCUCCAAGCCCGGGGGCUCGUCCAAGGGCAGCAGUAAUGGUGAUGACAACAUGUUCCAGAUUGGAAAGAUGAGGUAUGUCAGCGUCAGAGACUUCAAGGGUAAAGUCCUCAUCGACAUCAGAGAGUACUGGAUGAACCAGGAUGGAGAGAUGAAACCGGGGAAAAAAGGUAUCUCCUUGAAUCCCGAACAGUGGAACCAACUGAAGGACCAAAUCUCGGAAAUUGAUGAUGCCAUUAAGAGAAUAUAAGCAUUCCUUCCAGUGUUGAAUCUGUUGAACUAACUGAAUAUGUUGGCUUUUGUAAAAAGAAGAAAAAAGCCUGGGAUUGUUUUCUAAUGGGUUUGUUUAAUUUGUAGUUUAUAUAUGUAGUUGUCUGCAUAUUCUGGGUUUGUGUGUGUGAAACCUGUUUUUCAGCUAUGGUAGUAACGGUGUGGGCGGAGAGUAUGUGGUUAUGGGUAGGGUACACCAAUACAGUCAUGUUUUUGAAUUGUAGAAUAAAAACAAAGACUAGCUUAAUGUUUCAGUCAGUGUGUAAGAUCCAUGUGUUUCUUUUUCAUGUGCAGCUGUUAGCUGGUAGGUCUCAUCUCUGAAACCCAGCCUGGUCUGUCGUGUUUCACAGUGCUGUGCAAAAGUCUUGAGCCAAGUCUCAACCCUGUUUCACACUUUGUUGCAAUUGUUUAAAGUGGUCUUGAGUUCUGCAGGCUU